AUGACAAUUUAUUUAGGCAUUCCUGAUGAAUAUGAUGAAUAAGUCAGCAAUUAAGUAUCAGAAUAAAUAUAAUCGGAAGGUGAUGUAUUCAACAUGAAGAUUGUCAUUAAUGACUCAAAUGAUACCCAUUAUGACAACUAAUACAGUUUCGCAAGCCCAGACUCAAAAUCUCAGUCGGGAAGCAACUCUCAAAAACAAGAAGGUGCUCGUGAAAUUUCAGCAGAUUACCAAACAAAUAUUGAGAUGAGAUACAACUUGAACACAGAAGAAGUUAUUCCCGAGGAAGAUGGAGAGACAUAAUAAAGUAGGUAGGGUACACCACUUAACGAUCUACGAAAUAUGCACAUUCAACGAAAAUAUUCGCAAUCAUCUAAAAUGUUCUUUAAUUUAAAAAAGAAGAGUUUAGAUGAAGCUUACGAGUCAAAAAAAGGUUAAUUUAUAAAUCAAAACUUCUUAAUUGGAUUGAAGAAAACUCCACCUUUAUCUGAACUUAGAAUGUCCUUUGAAUCUAAAUAAAAUAUAGCUUCUCACAAUAGAACAAACAGUAACAGGAAUUCAAUGUGCAAUAAUAAAUCUCCUCCAUCAAAAUAACCAUCAGUUGAGCGCAAAUAAUCUAGAUAGACAUCACCUUAGAAAUUACUCUCACUAAUUUAACCUGAACUCGAGAAAAAAGUAGCUUCUUAUUCUAAUCAAGCCAAUUAAAAACAGAGUGUUCAGAUAAGAAAGUAACUUGACGAUUAAAUAAAGCUGAAGCAGUAACUGAUGCAAAAGUUGAUUAAAUUGGAAAAAGAUAAAUUAGAGUAGAAAAAGAAAAAAGAUAGCUAAUCAAAAUAUACCCAUAAUAAAAAUGAUGAAUAAUAUGGUAAUGGAAAUAAUAAAAGCGUAAAUAUGUAUGAAAAGGGAGUUAGGACAACAAAUGAAAUCUUUAAUUAUGUAUAGAGGAAAAAUAAAACAAAACUGCUAUACCCUUAUAGACAAAAAAGAUCUAGUCUUUAUCAUAAUGUAAGCUCUGCAGAUAAUUCCAAUUAUGAAGCUAAAUUUGAUAUUCUUUCCCCACAUAUGUAAUCAAAAGAGUCAUUAUUAUCAAGAGAUACUAGCCCUAUUGGUUCUCAUAAGAAAUAACCAUCCAGAGAUAGUUAGCAUUAGUAAAGUACUUCAAGAUAAAUGAAUAAUAGCAAAGGAGUAUUGGAGAACAGAGCUAGUUGGAAUUUUAACAAUGAGUUGCAUUAAAAUUCUGUCUAGGAUUCUCAGGGACAAGAAUCAACUUUUCUUAAGGUGGAACUAUAUUAGCACUAAUACCAAAAUUAUCCGUUUAUUAACUGCUCUCCAAGUAAGGAGAAGCUACUUACCAACUUAAAACAUACUAUCAACAGUUACAACAACACAACAUCAUUGAGAGAAUUUUCAGCGAAGAGAAACCUAUCUGCUAAUAGGAAAAAAUCAAUAAACUUAAGUAUUAAUUAGCAAAACAAGUCUUAAUUAGAACAAUCAUUAAGAAGACAAACUCUUCAACCAGAAUCGACAAAGAGUAUUCUUAGAAGGAGUAUGAUGUGA
Stylonychia lemnae is the source of this 1554-nucleotide messenger RNA. NCBI's taxonomy places the organism in Eukaryota, Ciliophora, Spirotrichea, Sporadotrichida, Oxytrichidae. The record is from the annotation of a GenBank genome assembly.